UUUUAAUACCUUGAAUGAAGGACAGCUCUGUCUUAAACUUACCCUCUUAUUCAUCUCAUCCUUAGGAAAAUCAAUAUGGUUAAUAAAAUGAAAUUAGUGAGACCAACAGCAGUCAAAGAACGAACAACCGAAGUGAAAUGGGUUUUAGUUAAUAAGUAAGGAUUGUUAUAAUGACUUCAAGGAAGGAAGCAAGAACACAGAAGGCACAAAAAAGAAAAUCAACAAAGAAUAAGGUUAAAAUGGGAUAAAAAAUUAAGGCCAUUGGACUAAUUAGGAACAUCAAAUAUACGUGGAGUUCUUGGAGUAGCAUCACAGCACAUCGAUGCAGAGUCAAUAAAAUAGAAAGAAUAACAAAAUCUUCAAACUUAUGUCACAAACAAUAGGAACUAGAUCUCCAUCCUAGUGCAGGUAAAAUAAAGUAAUAAGUAGAUCGCACCACCAGAAAUUCAACCCUUACACAGCAGCAGGGUAAAAGAGGAACAAGAGAAAUCGCAGGAGAAUGUGCAAUUAAAAUGUAGAAGGGGAGAACGUGCUAAAUAUGACGACAAAACCCAUGAUAUAAUUUAAUACUCCAAUGGUGAAACCCAUUUUAGGUAUGAUUGAUGAAUAAUACUAAAAUAGAUCAAUGUUAUGAUGAGUGCGAUGAUUACAUCUCAAACUAUGAGGAUUCACGUCCUUAGUUAAAAAAUUAUUUUGGCAACUCCAACUUCGAUUACAAAUACGGGAAUAGAUGGGAUCGCGAUUCAGAUCUUUAUUGAAUGGAG
Messenger RNA from Paramecium octaurelia, 764 nucleotides. NCBI's taxonomy places the organism in Eukaryota, Ciliophora, Oligohymenophorea, Peniculida, Parameciidae. The record is from the annotation of a GenBank genome assembly.